AUGGCCCGCUCUGUGGAUCGCCUCCAAGUCGAUGGUAUCCAGAGAUCGAACAGGGAGAUUGUCGCCGGCGGUAAAUACGAUGUGUAUUCAGUAGUUGCUCGAAAUCUAUUCCACGCCGUAAUGGGCAAGGUCGCAGACAUGCCCAGCAAUAAUAGCUUUGGGAAACUUGACUUGCAAGGUUUUGGUACUUUCCUAGACUCGGGAAACAUUCGAAGAUGCGAUGUGCACCUUUGCAUGCUCGGGGAGGGCCUUUUCUGCAACUCCAUAGUUAAUUCCAGAACAGCCGCCGAUGACAAGAACCGUGAAAUCUCUGAUUGA
Messenger RNA from Penicillium manginii, 318 nucleotides. RefSeq lists its product as uncharacterized. The record is from RefSeq and is a predicted model, not a curated record. NCBI's taxonomy places the organism in Eukaryota, Fungi, Ascomycota, Eurotiomycetes, Eurotiales, Aspergillaceae. The coding region runs from base 1 to 318 and encodes 105 amino acids. The transcript has 2 exons.